UAGCCUAAAAGCAUCAAGUUCUCCAUCCAUACUCACACACAGCAAGACCUAUUUGAUUAUUUGUAAUUUGUUUUUUCCAACAUAUAUCAAUGGCAACCCCCAUAUCUUACCUCGAUAUUAAGCCAGUGAAUUUCAUUACUGUUCUUAGCAUUGAUGGUGGAGGCGUCAGAGGAAUCAUUCCUGGUGUUAUUCUUGCUUACCUUGAAUCUCAACUUCAGGAAAUAGACGGUGAGGAUGCAAGGAUUGCAGAUUAUUUUGAUGUAAUUGCUGGGACAAGUACAGGUGGUCUUAUUACUACCAUGUUAGCAGCUCCAAAUCCAAAGGAUAACCGUCCUUUAUUUGCUGCUAAGGAAAUUGUCCCAUUUUACCUUCAAAACUUGCCAUCUAUUUUUCCACAAAAAAGUGGAAUAUUUGCACCGCUGAUAAACAUAACAAAAGCAUUGACAGGAGCUAAGUACAAUGGAGAGUAUCUUCAUAAGCUGAUAAGAAAUAUGACAAAAGAUACACUUUUGAGCCAAACUUUGACAAACAUUGUUAUUCCAUCUUUUGAUGUUCAGAAUCUUCAACCUACCAUUUUUUCCUCCUAUCAGAUUGAUGCUGAGCCAACUUUAGAUGUACCACUAGCAGAUAUUUGCAUCGCUACAUCGGCUGCACCAACUUAUUUGCCCGCUCACUAUUUCGCGAAAAAAGAUGAAAAUGGGAAAGUCAUCAAGGAAUACAAUCUCAUCGAUGGUGGCGUGUGCGCUAACAAUCCGACAAUGGUUGCAAUAAGAGAGGUGACAAAAAAUAUGAUAAGGCUUGGGAGAAGUGGGAAUGGUAUAGGGUAUGAUCGUUUUAUAGUGAUCUCAAUAGGGACAGGAUCAAACAAGAGUGAGCAAAAGUACAAUGCUAAGAUGGUUGCUAAAUGGGGUGCUUUGACAUGGUUAUUCAACUCUGGUUCAACACCAAUUAUAGAUUGUUUCAAUGAAGCUAGCACUGAUAUGGUUGAUUACCAUAACUCAGUUCUUUUUACUGCCCUUCAGUCUCAAGACAACUACCUCAGAAUUCAAGACGAUACAUUACAAGGGGAAUUAGCUUCUGUUGAUGUAUCUACUAAAAAUAAUUUGAAUAAUCUAGUAAAAGUGGGUGAGAAUUUAUUGAAGAAAAAAUUUACAAGAGUGAAUCUAGAUACUGGCAUAUAUGAAACUGUUCCAGAUAAGGGCACCAUUGAGGAAGAACUCAAAAGGUUUGCUAGGUUACUCUCGGAGAUAGCAAAAGAGAAAAAGUCCAAGCUACAAAAUGGAAAGUAAAUUAAAUGAUCACCAGAUUGAAUAUGUCAUAUCCAUUGUUGAGUCUCUAUCUCUUUAGUAGUUAUUAGUUUGCUUAAUUAAUAAUAAGUUUUGUGUACGAUAAUGAUGCAAGUGUGUAUUGUGUAAUGAAAUAAAUAUUGUUGUUGAUUUUCAAAGUUAAGAAUUAUAAAUAUUUCAUUUUGUAAUGUUUA
Medicago truncatula (barrel medic) is the source of this 1480-nucleotide messenger RNA. RefSeq names its product patatin-like protein 1. The transcript has 7 exons. Gene Ontology annotation, biological process: lipid metabolic process. The record is from RefSeq and is a predicted model, not a curated record. Lineage: Eukaryota; Viridiplantae; Streptophyta; Magnoliopsida; Fabales; Fabaceae. The coding region runs from base 90 to 1289 and encodes 399 amino acids. Gene Ontology annotation, molecular function: glycerophospholipase activity; monoacylglycerol lipase activity.